AUGAAUAAUAGCUUUACAUCAAACAAUACUAGUACCGAUAAUCUUUAUUUCAGACGAUUUGAAUUUAUUCAGGAUUCCCCAGUAUCUGCUAUACUUAGUAUUAUAUUUUUAGCAAUUGCAUCAGUUGUUGGAACCUUUGGAAAUGUUAUGAUUUUAAUGAUUGUAUCGAAAACAAAGGAACUAAAACAAGUGCAAUCUGUUUUCAUUGUGAAUUUGGCUAUUUCAGACAUGUAUGUUACUUUGAUAGCAGAUCCUAUGAGUAUUGUUGGUAAAGUAGAAGGCCGACCAUUCUUUUUGCAGUACCCAGUUCUCUGUGAGAUCAUUGGGAAAAUGUGUACCAUGUCAUGUAUUUCAUCUUUAGGUUCCAUCACAUUACUUAGUCUGAACAGAUACAUAUUAAUUUGUCACAACUCAUAUUACGAGAAAAUAUUCACUCGAACAUCAUGUAUCAUAAUGUGUAUAUCGAUGUAUAUUGUUGGAAUGGUUAUGGUUUUACUUAAUUAUGAUGGAAUUGGCGGACAUGGUUUUGAUGACAAAAGUUUGGAAUGUAUUUGGGACAGAAUGGCAACAUAUAGUUACACCGUUGUAUUGUCAGUUUGUCUUGUGUGGGUUCCCUUGAUAGUUGUCGGAAUGUCGUACUUACGGUUGUUCUAUUAUGUUAGAAAUAAACGAAAACAAAUCGUGAGUAGAGAAAAUGUCCCAACCAUUGACAACAGAUCACUUCGUCUAGCUAAGACAAUAUUUAUUGCAUAUGCAAUAUUUUCAACCUGUUGGAUGCCGUUCGCUACGUUGCUUGUUGCUGAUUCAGAUGAUACGUUUCCGCACGAAGUACAUCUCUUUAUUACAGUUUUUGCUCAUCUGCAUCCAUCAAUCAACUGGUUAAUUUAUUACAAUACAAAUGGAAAUUUUAAAGCAGGAUUUCAUAAAAUAUUCAGAAUUUGCAGCCGAAGAUAUAAAGCACAGCAAAAUGGCCAAGUCUCGCAAUCAGGGACUACCACAACGAGAGUUACCCGGUAUUAA
This is a messenger RNA of Mytilus trossulus (common blue mussel), 1020 nucleotides long. RefSeq names its product melatonin receptor type 1B-A-like. The record is from RefSeq and is a predicted model, not a curated record. Gene Ontology annotation, cellular component: plasma membrane. Gene Ontology annotation, biological process: phototransduction; cellular response to light stimulus; G protein-coupled receptor signaling pathway. The transcript has 2 exons. Gene Ontology annotation, molecular function: G protein-coupled photoreceptor activity. Lineage: Eukaryota; Metazoa; Mollusca; Bivalvia; Mytilida; Mytilidae. Bases 1 to 1020 code for a protein of 339 amino acids.